AUGUCCAACAUUCCUGUGUCCAACAUUCCUGUGUCCAACAUUCCCAUGUCCAACAUUCCUGUGUCCAACAUUCCUGUGACCAACAUUCCUGUGUCCAACAUUCCCAUGUCCAACAUUCCUGUGUCCAACAUUCCUGUGACCAACAUUCCUGUGUCCAACAUUCCUGUGUCCAACAUUCCCAUGUCCAACAUUCCUGUGUCCAACAUUCCCAUGUCCAACAUUCCUGUGUCCAACAUUCCUGUGACCAACAUUCCUGUGUCCAACAUUCCUGUGUCCAACAUUCCUGUGUCCAACAUUCCUGUGACCAACAUUCCUGUGACCAACAUUCCUGUGACCAACAUUCCCGUGUCCAACAUUCCUGUGUCCAACAUUCCUGUGUCCAACAUUCUUGUGACCAACAGUCCCGUGUCCUACAUUCUUGUGACCAACAUUCCCGUGUCCAACAUUCCUGUGUCCAACAUUCCCGUGUCCAACAUUCUUGUGACCAACAUUCCCGUGUCCAACAUUCUUGUGACCAACAUUCCCGUGUCCAACAUUCCUGUGUCCAACAUUCCUGUGUCCAACAUUCCCGUGUCCAACAUUCCUGUGUCCAACAUUCCUGUGACCAACAUUCCCGUGUCCAACAUUCUUGUGACCAACAUUCCUGUGUCCAACAUUCCUGUGUCCAACAUUCCCGUGUCCAACAUUCCUGUGUCCAACAUUCUUGUGACCAACAUUCCCGUGUCCAACAUUCCCGUGACCAACAUUCCCGUGACCAACAUUCCCGUGACCAACAUUCCCGUGACCAACAUUCCUGUGUCCAACAUUCCCGUGUCCAACAUUCUUGUGACCAACAUUCCCGUGUCCAACAUUCCCGUGUCCAACAUUCCCGUGUCCAACAUUCCUGUGACCAACAUUCCUGUGACCAACAUUCCUGUGUCCAACAUUCCUGUGACCAACAUUCCCGUGUCCAACAUUCUUGUGACCAACAUUCCCGUGUCCAACAUUCUUGUGACCAACAUUCCCGUGUCCAACAUUCUUGUGACCAACAUUCCCGUGUCCAACAUUCCCGUGUCCAACAUUCCCGUGUCCAACAUUCUUGUGACCAACAUUCCCGUGUCCAACAUUCCUGUGUCCAACAUUCCUGUGUCCAACAUUCCUGUGUCCAACAUUCUUGUGACCAACAUUCCCGUGUCCAACAUUCCUGUGUCCAACAUUCCUGUGUCCAACAUUCCUGUGUCCAACAUUCUUGUGACCAACAUUCCCGUGUCCAACAUUCUUGUGACCAACAUUCCCGUGUCCAACAUUCUUGUGACCAACAUUCCCGUGUCCAACAUUCUUGUGACCAACAUUCCCGUGUCCAACAUUCUUGUGACCAACAUUCCCGUGUCCAACAUUCUUGUGACCAACAUUCCCGUGUCAAACAUUCUUGUGACCACAAUAUACAAGAGGAACGCCAAAUUAACGAAGGAUAUUCAAACUUUUCAAGAAUAUUUCUUAGCUUUCUAUGAUCGAAUCGCUUCUUGA
This is a messenger RNA of Procambarus clarkii (red swamp crayfish), 1506 nucleotides long. Its product is annotated as mucin-17-like. Lineage: Eukaryota; Metazoa; Arthropoda; Malacostraca; Decapoda; Cambaridae. Gene Ontology annotation, biological process: negative regulation of protein sumoylation. The record is from RefSeq and is a predicted model, not a curated record. Gene Ontology annotation, molecular function: calcium ion binding.